AUGGACAAGCAAGAAGUGUAUCGCCCGAUCAACACACUGGGCGAGGACCCCGAGCGAUGGGGUGCCAUCAAGACAAAGCUGCCCCGAAUCGAACUUCUCAGACUCUGGCGUUGCGAAUGGGAGACUGAGCGAUUGCACUCCCAGGUUUUUCUCUAUGUCACUCUCACAUUUGGGUCGGCGAUCAAGCUGAAACUCUUUUAUGUGGCCUUCCGGUCUGUGGUUGUGUUUGGGCGACUCAUGCGUGCUCUCCCCCGCCUCUCCUCCCUUGCGUUCCAUAGGGUGCAGUUCAAGAGGGGCUAUCAUGUCGCAGGCGCAGUACGAAUGCCAGGUUCCCGCCGACUCGACGCCGCCGAUCUGCGUUACAGCGAUGACAUAUCUGACUUCUUCGUGUCGAUUGGCGCGCACCUUCGGCAUCUCACCUGCUAUAGAAGGGACUUCGAGAAGCAUUCGGAGCUGCUCACUGUGUCCGCCGAGUCACUCUUGUUCCUCAAGAUUUACUUGCGAAUCGAUCUCACACCCGCGGUGAACUUGCGCAUCCUGUCGGUCAAUGGAAAUCUAGAUGACAUAGCCAAGGCAGUCAGUGUCUUGCUUCGCAUGUCUGUACCGAAGCUAGUCGAGGUCACCGUUGGAUCGUGGCUACUCUAUGUGAAAACACCUGUCUCCGUCCAGGAUAUAUUGAAUACUGUCUACGAUGAUUGUUUUGUACAGAUGGAUCACACCCUUUCCGGCAAGCAGUUUCCCGCUCUCGGAAAAAUCACCUUCCUCCUUCGCUAUGUCGGACGCAGGUCUGUCAGCGAGGUGAUGGAUGUCAUAUUCGAAAGCUCUUGGGGAACACUGCUCGCGUCAAACCUCCCGGCACUGCAUGCCAGUGGUGGCGUCUUGUAA
Fibroporia radiculosa is the source of this 885-nucleotide messenger RNA. RefSeq lists its product as uncharacterized. The transcript has 3 exons. The record is from RefSeq and is a predicted model, not a curated record. NCBI's taxonomy places the organism in Eukaryota, Fungi, Basidiomycota, Agaricomycetes, Polyporales, Fibroporiaceae. The coding region runs from base 1 to 885 and encodes 294 amino acids.